Umbelopsis ramanniana AG is the source of this 953-nucleotide messenger RNA. RefSeq lists its product as uncharacterized. The record is from RefSeq and is a predicted model, not a curated record. Gene Ontology annotation, biological process: ATP synthesis coupled electron transport; aerobic respiration; electron transport coupled proton transport. Gene Ontology annotation, molecular function: ubiquinone binding; NADH dehydrogenase (ubiquinone) activity. The annotation marks the transcript as partial. NCBI's taxonomy places the organism in Eukaryota, Fungi, Mucoromycota, Umbelopsidomycetes, Umbelopsidales, Umbelopsidaceae. The transcript has a single exon.
AUGAUUUUAUCUCUAUUAAUUACACCUAUUUUAGGUGUUAUUGGUGUUAUUCUUUGUGGAGAAAAUACAUCUUUACAAAAAAAGGUAGCUUUGGCUAGUUCAUUAUUAACAUUUAUUUUAUCUUUAGUUCUUUGGGCUGGAUUUGAUAAUAAUUAUAAUGGAUUCCAAUUUGUAAGUUCUUUUCCUACAAUUACAACAAGAGAAGUAAUUGGAGUAGAUGGUAUUUCUUUAUUCUUUGUUUUAUUAACAACAUUUAUUAUUCCUACUUGUCUUUUAGCGAGUUGGGAUAGUAUUAAAACAGGAGUGAAAUACUUUUUAAUUGCUUUCUUAAUUUUAGAAACUUUAUUAAUUGCAGUUUUCGUUGUUUUAGAUUUAUUAUUAUUCUAUAUUUGUUUCGAAAGUGUUUUAAUUCCAAUGUUCUUAAUUAUUGGUAUUUGGGGUGCUAGAGAAAGAAAAAUUCACGCAGCUUAUCAAUUCUUCCUAUAUACUUUAUUAGGUUCUUUAUUUAUGUUAUUAGCUAUUUUAGUGAUUUACUUUGAAGUAGGUUCUACAGAUUAUCAAGUAUUAGCUGUAGCUGAAAUUAGUGAGACUCGACAAAGAAUCUUAUGGUUAGGGUUCUUCUUAUCUUUUGCAGUUAAAGUUCCUAUGAUUCCAUUCCAUAUUUGGUUACCUGAAGCUCACGUUGAAGCGAGUUUAGCUGGAUCCAUUAUUCUAGCUGGUAUUUUACUGAAAUUAGCAGGAUAUGGUUUCUUAAGAUAUUCUAUUGGUGUAUUACCAGAUGCUUCUGUAUUCUUUACUCCUUUAGUUUAUUCAUUAAGUGUUAUUAGUAUUAUCUAUUCAUCCUUUACAACUCUAAGACAAAUUGAUCUAAAGAAAAUUAUUGCUUAUUCUUCUGUAGGUCAUAUGAAUAUUGUAAAUUUAGGUAUUUUCUCUAAUACAAUUCAAGGUAUUGA